Equus quagga is the source of this 8243-nucleotide messenger RNA. RefSeq names its product homeodomain interacting protein kinase 1 (gene HIPK1). Lineage: Eukaryota; Metazoa; Chordata; Mammalia; Perissodactyla; Equidae. Gene Ontology annotation, molecular function: protein serine/threonine kinase activity; protein tyrosine kinase activity; ATP binding. Gene Ontology annotation, cellular component: PML body; cytoplasm; nucleus. The coding region runs from base 206 to 3907 and encodes 1233 amino acids. Gene Ontology annotation, biological process: smoothened signaling pathway; intrinsic apoptotic signaling pathway in response to DNA damage by p53 class mediator; peptidyl-serine phosphorylation. The record is from RefSeq and is a predicted model, not a curated record. The transcript is spliced from 17 exons.
GCCGGGCGGCGGAGCGGGCGGGAGGCUGGGGGGGCUCCCCCCCGCGGGACGGGCGCGGGGACGGCUCCGGGGGGCGGGGGCCGGGGCCCGAGCCGGCUCGCGCGGGGGGUAUGAUGACCCGGCGGCGGGGCCCCGGAUCUCGUCUCCUCCGCCGCCUCCUCACGGCAGCCCCAGCUCGCGGCUGAGAACCAGACACACCGGCGGUAUGGCAUCACAGCUGCAGGUGUUUUCCCCCCCAUCAGUGUCGUCGAGUGCCUUCUGCAGUGCGAAGAAACUGAAAAUAGAGCCCUCUGGCUGGGAUGUUUCUGGACAGAGCAGCAACGACAAAUAUUAUACCCACAGCAAAACCCUCCCAACCACACAAGGGCAAGCCAACUCCUCUCACCAGGUAGCAAAUUUCAACAUCCCUGCUUACGACCAGGGCCUCCUCCUCCCAGCCCCUGCAGUGGAGCAUAUUGUUGUAACAGCCGCUGAUAGCUCGGCCAGCGCUGCUACAUCAACCUUCCAAAGCAGCCAGACCCUGACUCACAGAAGCAACGUUUCUUUGCUUGAGCCAUAUCAAAAAUGUGGAUUGAAAAGGAAAAGUGAAGAAGUUGACAGCAACGGUAGUGUGCAAAUCAUAGAAGAACAUCCCCCUCUCAUGCUGCAAAACAGGACUGUGGUGGGUGCUGCUGCCACAACCACCACUGUGACCACAAAGAGUAGCAGUUCCAGCGGAGAAGGGGAUUACCAGCUGGUCCAGCAUGAGAUCCUUUGCUCUAUGACCAACAGCUAUGAAGUCUUGGAGUUCCUAGGCAGGGGAACAUUUGGACAGGUGGCUAAGUGCUGGAAGCGAAGCACCAAGGAAAUUGUGGCUAUUAAAAUCUUGAAGAACCAUCCCUCGUAUGCCAGACAAGGACAGAUUGAAGUGAGCAUCCUUUCCCGCCUAAGCAGUGAAAAUGCUGAUGAGUAUAAUUUUGUCCGUUCUUAUGAAUGUUUUCAGCAUAAGAAUCACACCUGCCUUGUGUUCGAGAUGCUGGAGCAGAACUUAUAUGAUUUUCUAAAGCAGAACAAGUUUAGCCCACUGCCACUCAAGUACAUCAGACCAAUCUUGCAGCAGGUGGCCACAGCCCUGAUGAAGCUCAAGAGCCUUGGUUUGAUUCACGCUGACCUUAAGCCUGAAAACAUAAUGCUGGUUGAUCCAGUGCGCCAACCCUACCGAGUGAAGGUCAUUGACUUUGGUUCUGCUAGUCAUGUUUCCAAAGCUGUGUGCUCAACCUACUUACAGUCACGUUACUACAGAGCCCCUGAAAUUAUUCUUGGAUUACCAUUUUGUGAAGCUAUUGAUAUGUGGUCACUGGGGUGUGUGAUAGCUGAGCUGUUCCUGGGAUGGCCUCUUUAUCCUGGUGCUUCAGAAUAUGAUCAGAUUCGUUACAUUUCACAAACACAAGGCCUGCCAGCUGAAUAUCUUCUCAGUGCCGGGACAAAAACAACCAGGUUUUUCAACAGAGAUCCUAAUUUGGGGUACCCACUGUGGAGGCUUAAGACACCUGAAGAACAUGAAUUGGAGACUGGAAUCAAAUCAAAAGAAGCCCGAAAGUACAUUUUUAAUUGUUUAGAUGACAUGGCUCAGGUGAAUAUGUCCACAGACUUAGAGGGAACAGACAUGUUGGCAGAGAAGGCAGAUCGAAGAGAAUACAUUGAUCUGUUAAAAAAAAUGCUAACAAUUGAUGCAGAUAAGAGAAUUACUCCUCUGAAAACUCUAAACCAUCAAUUUGUGACAAUGACUCACCUCUUGGAUUUUCCACAUAGCAAUCAUGUUAAGUCUUGUUUUCAGAACAUGGAGAUCUGCAAGCGGAGGGUUCACAUGUAUGAUACAGUGAGUCAGAUCAAGAGUCCCUUCACUACUCAUGUUGCCCCAAAUACAAGCACAAAUCUAACCAUGAGCUUCAGCAACCAGCUCAAUACAGUGCACAAUCAGGCCAGUGUUCUAGCUUCCAGUUCUACUGCCGCAGCUGCUACCCUUUCUCUGGCUAAUUCAGAUGUCUCACUGCUAAACUACCAGUCGGCUUUGUACCCAUCAUCUGCAGCACCAGUUCCUGGAGUUGCCCAGCAGGGUGUUUCAUUGCAGCCUGGAACCACUCAGAUUUGCACUCAGACAGAUCCAUUCCAACAAACAUUUAUAGUAUGUCCACCUGCUUUUCAGACUGGACUACAAGCAACAACAAAGCAUUCUGGAUUCCCUGUGAGGAUGGAUAAUGCUGUGCCAAUUGUACCCCAGGCGCCAGCUGCUCAGCCACUACAGAUACAGCCGGGAGUUCUUACACAGGGAAGCUGUACACCACUAAUGGUAGCAACUCUCCACCCUCAAGUAGCCACCAUCACACCGCAGUAUGCGGUGCCCUUUACUCUGAGCUGCGCAGCCGGCCGGCCGGCGCUGGUUGAACAGACUGCCGCUGUACUGCAGGCUUGGCCUGGAGGAACCCAGCAAAUUCUCCUGCCUUCAACUUGGCAACAGUUGCCUGGGGUAGCUCUCCACAACUCUGUCCAGCCCACAGCAGUGAUUCCAGAGGCCAUGGGCAGUGGCCAGCAGCUCGCGGACUGGAGGAGUGCCCACUCUCAUGGUAACCAGUACAGCACUAUCAUGCAGCAGCCAUCCCUGCUGACUAACCAUGUGACAUUGGCCACUGCUCAGCCCCUGAAUGUUGGUGUUGCCCAUGUUGUCAGACAACAACAAUCCAGUUCCCUCCCUUCAAAGAAGAAUAAGCAGGCUGCUCCGGUUUCUUCCAAGUCCUCUCUGGAUGUUCUGCCUUCUCAAGUCUAUUCUCUGGUUGGGAGCAGUCCCCUCCGUACUACAUCUUCUUAUAAUUCUCUAGUCCCCGUCCAAGAUCAGCAUCAGCCAAUCAUCAUUCCAGAUACUCCCAGCCCUCCUGUGAGUGUCAUCACUAUCCGCAGUGACACUGAUGAGGAAGAGGACAACAAAUAUAAGCCCAGUAGCUCUGGCCUGAAGGCAAGGUCUAAUGUCAUCAGUUAUGUCACUGUCAAUGAUUCUCCGGACUCUGACUCUUCCUUGAGCAGCCCGUAUUCCACUGAUACCCUGAGUGCACUCCGGGGGAAUAGUGGACCCCUUCUGGAGGGGCCCGGCAGAGUCGUGGGAGAUGGCACUGGCACCCGCACCAUCAUUGUGCCUCCACUGAAAACUCAGCUUGGUGACUGCACUGUAGCAACCCAGGCCUCAGGUCUCCUGAGCAGUAAGACCAAGCCAGUGGCCUCAGUGAGUGGGCAGUCAUCUGGAUGUUGUAUCACCCCCACAGGGUAUCGAGCUCAACGUGGGGGGACCAGCGCAGCACAGCCGCUCAACCUUAGCCAGGCUCCACAUUGCAAGAGGGACAUGAAGAACUUAGAGGAGAACAAAAGAAAACACUGGCAAGAAAGAAAGAACCAGCAAUCUUCGUCAGCUCCAACCUCGCAGGAGAGAAGCAGCAACCCUGCCCCCCGCAGGCAGCAGGCGUUUGUGGCCCCACUCUCCCAAGCCCCCUACGCCUUCCAGCAUGGCAGCCCACUGCACUCGACGGGGCACCCACACCUGGCCCCAGCCCCUGCUCACCUGCCAAGCCAGCCUCACCUGUAUACGUAUGCUGCCCCCACCUCUGCUGCUGCAUUGGGCUCUACCAGCUCCAUUGCUCAUCUCUUCUCCCCCCAGGGCUCCUCAAGGCAUGCUGCAGCCUAUACCACCCACCCUAGCACUCUGGUGCACCAGGUCCCUGUCAGUGUCGGGCCCAGCCUUCUCACUUCUGCCAGUGUGGCCCCUGCUCAGUACCAACACCAGUUUGCCACCCAGUCCUACAUUGGGUCUUCCCGAGGCUCAGCAAUUUACACUGGAUACCCACUUAGUCCUACCAAGAUCAGCCAGUAUUCCUACUUGUAGUGGGUGACCAUGAGGGAGGAGGGGUCAUGGCUGCCUGUUCCUGGCCCUGAGUUCUUAAUAAUGGGCAAGGAUAAGCUCCUCCUUUACUCUGUCUUGAAACUCCUUAGCCAGCAACUUGUUCUGCAGGGGCCCACUGAAGCAGAAGGUUUUUCUCUGGGGAACCUGUCUCAGUGUUGACUGCAUUAUUGUAGUCUCCCAAAGUCUGCCCUAUUUUUUAAUUCUUUAUUUUUGUGACAGCAUUUUUGGUAUUUGGAAGAGUUCAGAUGCCCAUCUUCUUCAGUUACCAAGGACGAGAGAUCAUUCUGAAGUUACCCUUUGAAAAAUAUUUUCUCUCUCUGACGUGAUUUCUAUAAAUGCUUUUAAAAACAAGUGAAGCCCCUCUUUAUUUAAGUUUGUUUUAUUGUAAUUGCUGGUCAAAGGGAAAAUGCUGAUAGAAGGACUUGAAAUCUGGAAACAAGUAAAAAAAGAAAAAUUACUACUUUUUGCUUGUUUAAAAACCAAGACUUAAUUGCCUAUUUUAAGAGCAUUUUACACAAGUCUGUAUUUUGCUAUCAGGCAUUUCUCCUUAAAAUUUUACUUUUGUUUAUGGGACAUUUAAACUUACAGCGUGUUAGUUUUGUUUUCAUGUUGCAUUAUACUCAAUGGACGAUUGUUAUUUUGCAAAACUGGUUACAUACUACCCUGUUACUAUUGGGAUCUCUCAGUUGCUCCUGUGUUUAUUGUAAAGUAAUGGUAGGAAGCAGCUCACCGUUUGUUGAUAACUUAGUGUGGGAGAAUCUGUACCUACCGUGACAGCACCAGGUAUUCUCUUCAGUGAAGCACCGUGCGUUCUUUUUAAAUUAUUUUUAAAAAGUCCUUCUCUCUCUGGUUCAGCUUAAAUUUUAUUAUUGGAAAAGCCGUGAAGGAAGUUAUUAUUCUUUGGUGGCGGUGGUUUUAUUAUAUGCAAAAUCUCCUUGUAUUAUGCGAUACUGGCGUUGAUAAGCUAUGCCUAAAGGUUGUUGGCAUUGAUGAGCUUUGCCUGAAGAUUAGUAUGAAUUUUCAAUAAUACACCUCUCUCUCUUUGCCUCAUCUCUCCCUUCUGUUCUAUGUGAUUUAUUUGGGGAGAAAGCUAAAGAAUCUGAAUCCAGAUAAGAACGUUGUGUAUAGCUUUUAUACUUUAAAGUAGCUUCCUUUGUAUGCCAGCAGCAAACUGAAUGCUCUCUUAUUAAGACUUAUACAAUAAGUGCAUGUAGGAAUUGCAAAAAAUAUUUUAAAAAUUUAUUACUGAAUUUAAAAAUAUUUUAGAAGUUUUGUAAUGGUGGUGUUUUAAUAUUUUGCAUAAUUAAAUAUGUACAUAUUGAUUAGAAAAAUAUAACAAGCAACUUUUACUGCUAACCUAACAUGUUAUUUGUAAUCAAAUGUGUAGUGAUUACACUUGAAUUGUGUAUUUAGUGUGUAUCUGAUCCUCCAGUGUUACCCCGGAGAUGGAAUUGAUGUCUCCAUUGUAUUUAAACCAAAAUGAACUGAUACUUGUUGGAAUGUAUGUGAACUAAUUGCAAUUAUAUUAGAGCAUAUUACUGUAGUGCUGAAUGAGCAGGGGCAUUGCCUGCAAGGAGAGGAGACCCUUCAAAUUGUUUUGCACAGGUGUGUCUGGUGAGGAGUUGUUCAGUGUGUGUCUCUUCCUUCCCUUUCUCCUCCUUCCCUUAUUGUAGUGCCUUAUAUGAUAAUAUAGUGGUUAAUAGAGUUUACAGUGAGCUUGCCUUAGGAUGGACCAGCAAGCCCCCGGGGACCCUAAACUGUUCACUGGGAUUUAUCAGAACAGGAUUAGUAGCUGUGUUGUGUAAAUGCAUUGUUUUCAGUUUUCCUGCCGACAUUGAAAAAUAAAAACAGCAGCUUUUCUCCUUUACCAUCACUUCUACCCCUUUCCACUUUGGAAUCUCAGCUGACUUCUCACAGAAGCAUUUUCCCCAUGUGGCUCUCUCACUGUAUGUUGCUACUUUGCUUCUGUGAGAAUUCAGGAAGCCGGUGAGAGGAGUCAAGCCAAUAUUAAAUAUGCAUUUUUUUUUCCUUCUUUUAAGGUAUGUGCAAUCACUUUUAGAAUGAGAUUUUUUUUUUCCUUUCCCAUGUGGCAGUCCUUCCUGCAAAUAGUUGACAUUCCUAGUAAAAUAUCUGCUCGUUGAAGAAAACAUGUAACAGAUGUAUUUAUACCAAAGAGCCUGUUGUAUUACUUGCCGUGUCCCCAUACUAUGAGGAGGAGUUUUGUGAUGCCGCUGGUGACAGGGAACUAACUCACAGAAAGGUUUCUCAGCCAGUGAAGAAUAUUGAGAAGGAACCAAAGCCUGUUGAGUCAUUGGGCUUUUGAGGUUUCUUUUUAACAACUUGUAUAUUCUUGGGGCCCUUCAAACUGUGAAAUUGUCCUUGUACUCUCAGCUCCUGCAUGGAUCUGGGUCAAGUAGAGGGUACUGGGGAUGGGGAUGUUCCUGCCCAUAAAAAGAUUUUGGAGAGGAAAGUUAACCCUAAGAUACAGAUGUGUUCCAUCUGAAUUGAAAAUUACAUAUUUGAGAGAGAAGUCUAGGACUGGUUCUUUGUAGAGAUGGUGUCAAGGAGGUGCAGGAUGGAGAUGGGAGAUUUCUGGAGCCUGGUCAGCAAGCUCUGUACCAGGUUGAACACCGAGGAGCUGUUAAGGUAUUUGGAGUUUCUUCAUUGUAAGGAGUAAGGGCUUCCAAGAUGGGGCAGAUGGUCAGUACAGCCUACCAGGAACAUGUCGCUGUUUUCCGUGUAUUUUUCUUUAUCAUUAUAUUGAGUUGUGUUUUCAGCACUAUGUUGGUCAAGAUACCCAAGCAGUUUGUAUAGUUUCUGUCACUAGUGUUAUACAGUUUUCUGGUCAGUGUGUGUGAUCAUCGUGUCUCCUUUUUUGCCAAGCACAUUCUGAUUUUCUUGCUCAAAGGCAGACCUAGUUUCUAAUGGAAACAUUUUUUGUUCCUUAUCCUUCCUCUACAAGGGAUAAGAUUUGUUGUUUUUGUAAGAAAUGAGAUGCAGGAAAAAAAACCCACUCCACUCCUGCUCUCCUCCCCCAGUCCAAUUAGUAGAUACCGUUUAAGAUAAGAGUCUUAACUUCUCGGGGAAAAGACAAUACCAAGAGCUUGUAUUGUUACCUUAAUCACCUUACUAGCAGUGUGUGGCUUUAAGAAUUUUAGAGAUUUACAGUCUUAGUCUACAAAUUGGCAUUUCACAUUUACGAAGCUAAAAAUCCACCUGUGUCUACUGAAUGUGUGUGUGCUCAGUGUGGCUCUAGAUUCUGUCCCUGGGGCUUAGCAUUGCCAGCCCUGACAGGAUGGGGGAAGCCCCGUGAAUUUAGUGAGCAGCUGGCCUGGGUCAUCGUGCCUUGACCUCAGACCGGCUUAAAGCUUUUUAAGUCCUCUCAGAACUUGCAUUUCCAGCUUCUCCCCUUCAGAAUGAGAGAGAAAGUGGGGAAGGGUUAAGUCUAGCCACUCUAGGCUCAUCAGAACACUUGACCCCUCCAGAGUUUUUAAUAGCUCCCAGGAGGUGAAUCUACUGUCAGUGCUCAGCUAAAAUACCAGCCCCAAGAAUGAGAACUCCAUUUCAAACAGUUCUGGCCAUCCAUCAACCUCCACUAGAGGGGCUAAGUUUGACUGCUCUUAGCCAGGCAAGCACAGUAAUGUGUGUUUUAUUCAGCAUUAUUAUGCAAAACCCCACUGGUUAGGAUGGUUUGUUUUAGGAUAGGAAAUGAAAUUGCCUCUUGGUGACAGGAAUGGCCCAAGCCUGCUUCCUAUUUUGAUUUUUUUUUUUUAACUGAUGGAUGGUGCAGCAUGUCUACAUGGUUGUUUGUUGCUAAACUUUAUAUAAUGUGUGGUUUUGAUUCAGCUUGAAGAAUAAUCUCACUACAUGUAGCAGUACAUUAUAUGUACAUUAUAUGUAAUGUUAGUAUUUCUGCUUUGAAUCCUUGAUAUUGCAAUGGAAUCCCAACUUUACUAAAUGUAUUUGAUAUGCUAGUUAUUGUGUGCGAUUUAAACUUCUUUUGCUUUCUCCCUUUUCUGGUUGUGCGCUUCCUUUUACAACAAGCCUCUAGAAACAGUUUCUGAGAAUUACUGAGCUAUGUUUGUAAUGCAGAUGUACUUAGGGAGUAUGUAAAAUAAUCAUUUUAACAAAAGAAAUAGAUAUUUAAAAUUUAAUACUAACUACGGGAAAAGGGUCCAUUGUGUAAAACAUAGUUUAUCUUUGGAUUCAAUGUUUGUCUUUGGUUUUACAAAGUAGCUUGUAUUUUCAGUAUUUUCUACAUAAUAUGGUAAAAUGUAGAGCAAUUGCAAUGCAUCAAUAAAAUGGGUAAAUUUUCUGA